Messenger RNA from Danio aesculapii, 2949 nucleotides. It is a transcript of the gene bmp16, whose product is annotated as bone morphogenetic protein 16. NCBI's taxonomy places the organism in Eukaryota, Metazoa, Chordata, Actinopteri, Cypriniformes, Danionidae. Gene Ontology annotation, biological process: BMP signaling pathway; SMAD protein signal transduction. The record is from RefSeq and is a predicted model, not a curated record. Gene Ontology annotation, molecular function: cytokine activity; growth factor activity. Gene Ontology annotation, cellular component: extracellular region. The transcript has 3 exons. Bases 335 to 1576 code for a protein of 413 amino acids.
GGAAGGGAGAAAGUCAGCUACAAAGCCAAAGAGGACAGGAGGGAAUUUAACCGGCACAAAACUUCCAACAACUCCUCCUCUCUAUAUUAUUCUGCUUCUAAGCUGCUAUUUUGAGUGCUGCUCCUGGCAUAACUAGUCAAGCUAGUGGAUGUUUUUUUUUUUCAAGAACACAAACAUGAUGAGAGCCUGAGGACAAGCUGGAGAAGCUCCCAUUAUUCCAGAGAUCCAUCCGGAGACGUCCACUCCGUCCUCAGGGGCGAAUGAGAGGAGCGGGUCUGUAACGCUGGACAAACCAUGGACUCUGCAAAACGCCCACUUCACCUGGACGUCCAACAUGUUCCCUGCUAGCCUACUGGUUCUGAUGAUCCUGCUGCUACCUCAAGCCUCAUCAGGUCACCAGGAAGGUCCCAGUCAGAUUCAUGGAAAGCUGGACAGCCUUCUGGAGCCUAGUUUGGCCCAUACCAUCCAAAACCUCCUGCUAACCCGCCUGGGCUUACAGUCACACCCCAACCCCAGCGCAGAGGCACAAGUUCCCCAGUAUCUUCUGGACUUGUAUCGAUUCCACACUCAACAGUACCAUCUUAUCGAGGACCCAGAAUUUAGUUACCCCUCAAAGCAUGUGCAAGGAGCUAACACAGUCCGAUGCUUUCACCACACAGAUUCUCCAACUCAGAAUCUUCCAGAAGAGCAGAAAACGACAGAGGACGGCAUCCACAUAGGCUUCAACCUGUCCUCCGUUCCUCCAGAAGAAAGCGUGGUGUCCGCAGAGUUACGUUUACUGCAUGAAGGGUCAAGCGGAGGAUCUCACGUGGCCAGUCUUUACCUUUCCAACCAUGACCCUUCAUCAAAACCCAUUCUGCUCCAUUCACGUCGACUGACCAGAGACGGGAAGAGUGCACAACUCUGGGAAACCUUUCCCUUGGAUAGAGAAGUGUUUCAGAAUUUAUCCAAGACAUCAGGAAGCCUGUCUUUUAUCCUGGAUGUUAUUCCUGAUAAUAACAGCAGCAGCAGUCUUCUCGAAGAUAGACAUUUGCGAGUACGCAGGUCCACAUUGCAGGACGGGCCCACUUGGGAAAGGCAAAGGCCCUUAUUGGUGACCUACAGUCAUGAUGGCCGCAGCGAGCCUUUUGUGAAUCUCAAAAAGCGGAAAACCAGGAGCAGAUGGACCAAAUUUAAGGGUGAUAGGGGUCAGGGCUCCGACUGGAAUGAAAGGCGAGUGAAACGAAACAAUGGGAGGGCCGCAAAACUCAAAAGACUCUCCCGCGCUCGCUGUCGUCGGCACCCGCUGUACGUGGACUUCAAAGAUGUCGGCUGGAAUAAAUGGAUCAUAGCUCCGUCUGGUUACGAUGCUUUCUUUUGCCUUGGAGAGUGCCGCUUCCCACUGGCUGACCAUAUGAAUUCAUCAAGUCAUGCCAUGGUCCAGACGCUGGUCAGCUCCGUAAACGGGGCCGUACCACGACCAUGCUGCGUCCCGACAGCUCUCAGCCCAAUCGCUCUACUCUUUCUGGACCAGGAGGAACGUGUGGUGUUGAAAAACUACCAAGACAUGGUGGUGGAGGGAUGUGGCUGUCGAUAGCCAGAUACUUGUGGAAUAAAUGAGAAAGGGUGGGCUUGAAUUAGGAAGAAAGAAACUGAAAGAGAUGAAGAAAGCGAGGUAAAUGGACACGAGAAUCUUCACAAAUCCUCCAGAACUCAGCUUUGACUUCUUGUGUCCGAUGAAGCAUUGUAUUUGUGUGAACUAUGACCCUUAGAACAGUGUUUCCCAACCUUGUUCCUGGAGGUACACACUAACAGUACGUAUUUUGGAUGUCUCCCUUAUCUGACCUGUAAACUUCAGGUGUUGGAGUCUCUUCUAAUGUUCUGAUGAGUUGAUUCAGGUGUGUUUGAUUGGGAAGAGGUUAAAAAUGUGUACUGUUGGUGUGCCUUCAGGAACGGGGUUAGGAAACACUGCCUUAGAAGCACUCAAGACGCAAUGUGUCCGUCUUAUUAGUACACUCCUGCUUUUUCUGUCUCAGCUGUGCAAUAGCGCUUUCCUUUGUUGCGUAAGUCCUUCUCUCGUCAUUGACAACUCAAAGGGACCAAGAAUUGACUCUUGCUGAGUGUUUGUGUUGCCGGACAGACUUAAACCGGAGGAAGAAAAGUGAACUCUUCUGUGAAAUCUCUGGUUGCGAAUGAAUCUUCAAAGUAAUGCACUGUGACAGAGACGAUAACUGAUUGCAGGGCGCUUCUUCGCAAGAGCUAUUUAAAAGAAAAUCACCACACCAAGAAACUAUGAUGUUAUUAAUGUCUGAAUGUGUUAGUACUAUUAUUUAUGGUGACCUGUUUUUUAUGUACGGUGCAGUCCAAAGAAAAGUUUGCUAUACAAAUAUUUCUGUGGUAGUAAAUUUAAUUUAAGAAUGCAUCAAUAUAUCUAUUUAAACAGCAAAAAAAUAUAGAGUAUUUAAUCUUGACAAAUACUGCAGAUAUAUAAUACCAGAACGCCUUAUAGAUCCAUUUAAAGCCAGUUAAAACUGGUGUUACUCAUCUAUUAUUUGUAAAACCACAGCACUGAAUCAUGGCAGCUUUUAUAUCGGCAUUGACUGAACUACGAGGGCUCUUUCCUUAAAACAGAAGCUUUGUGAAACAAAGAAAAUCGCCUAAACAUUCCACAACAUGGUGCCAAAUGUGAUGUGCCAUAGAUAUGCAAGCUUGCUAAGAGGUAUUAUGCAUCAUAACUUGUGUCUUUUGUCAUCAUGUACUUUAUCACACAAGUGUUGACCAAACUGUUUGUAUUUAAAGACAACCGGUUCAAAAAAAAAAGGCCAGUCAUGGAUAGCUGAUUGUAUUUCAGUGUGAUGCUUUACAUGCAGUUUAAACAAAAGCCUCGAAAAAAUGUCUGACAUUGUCUGGAGCCAUUGUGAAUUGUGUAAUAAUAAACAGCAAACUAAUCUGGAAGAUCUAACUAUCAAA